Messenger RNA from Nymphaea colorata (pocket water lily), 1435 nucleotides. RefSeq names its product probable prolyl 4-hydroxylase 9. The transcript has 8 exons. The record is from RefSeq and is a predicted model, not a curated record. Gene Ontology annotation, molecular function: iron ion binding; L-ascorbic acid binding; procollagen-proline 4-dioxygenase activity. Lineage: Eukaryota; Viridiplantae; Streptophyta; Magnoliopsida; Nymphaeales; Nymphaeaceae. Gene Ontology annotation, biological process: peptidyl-proline hydroxylation to 4-hydroxy-L-proline. Bases 330 to 1208 code for a protein of 292 amino acids. Gene Ontology annotation, cellular component: endoplasmic reticulum.
AGUUUGCUUCGUUGGAGAUUUGGUGGUGUCCGGGUAGGUUGGUAUGUGAAGACUGCAGAGGAUUCGGGGAUACCUAACACUGACCAUUGUGGAAUUGGAAAAAAAAGGGCCAGCAGACGUUCAAAGAGACCAAAAGAAUCAAAGAGACGGCUUUCACGGGCAAGGAAGAGCGGUGACAGAGGGAACUGCCUUUUUUUCUUUAGCUUUGUGCAGGGAUAUUCCUUAGCUAUCUGUAUCUUUGAUUAGCUUGUGUUAGUAUACUUUGUGUUAGUAUACUGGAAGGUGGACCGAAUUUCUGUGCUGCCUGAGAAGAAGUAGGUCAGAGAGAGAUGAAAGUGAAGGGCAGGGUGUCUUCAUCUUGGAACUGCGGGAGGCAUGUGGGUCUACCGCUUGUUUUCAUCCUCUGCUCCCUCUUCUUUGCCGCCGGCUUCUUCGCUUCUCUUUUUCUCCUGUCCCAGGAUGCCUCGAUGAGCUUGCCGGAGCUAAGAGAUAGGACACUGCUUGAGGAAGAAGAGGAGGAAUCUUUUGCUUCGAUGGCGCACGGAAGAACCGGUGAUCCUUCCCUUAAUUCCAUUCCUUUCCAGGUUUUGAGUUGGAGACCUUGUGCCUUGUUUUUCCCGAGGUUUGCAGAACCAGAGCAAUGCCAGACCAUAAUCCGGAUAGCCAAGAACAACUUGGAACCUUCUACGCUCAUGUUGCGCAAGGGAGAAACGGCUGAGAAUACCAAGGGAAUCAGGACUAGUUCAGGUACAUUUAUCAGUGCAGCAGAAGAUAAAACCGGAACUUUGGACCUCAUAGAACAGAAGAUUGCAAAAGUGACCAUGAUUCCAAGAUCACAUGGUGAGGCUUUCAAUAUCCUGCGGUAUCAAAGAGGUCAGAAGUAUGAUUCACAUUAUGAUGUGUUCAAUCCUGCUGAAUAUGGUCCACAAAAGAGUCAAAGGAUGGCAUCUUUUCUACUGUACCUAACUGAUGUCGAGGAAGGUGGAGAAACAAUGUUUCCUUUUGAGGAUGAUAAUGUUGAUGUUGGUUAUGACUACAAAGGAUGUAUUGGUCUGAAAGUGAAGCCAAAACAAGGGGAUGCACUUCUUUUCUAUUCACUCUUCCCAAAUGGCACAAUCGAUGUGAGUUCACUACAUGGGAGUUGCCCUGUAAUAAACGGUGAAAAAUGGGUGGCAACAAAAUGGAUCAGAGAUCAGAUAGACAAUUAGAUUCUUUAUUUAAUUCCAUUGUUGGCUUUUCUUGCCAGAUUGAUUCACUGAUGGGUGUAGAGGAAAUUAUGGUAAUGUUGUAGGCUUGUAGCCCUCUUCACGGUCUGGUCCUUUUUGUUGUUUUUACUUUUUAUGAUGUAUUUUCACGUCUGUAAAAAUGAUUAACCAACAAAGAUGAAUAAAAGAUGAAACAAAAGGUAACCUCAAACAUUUUUUUUCCUGAAUAA